GGGAGCCAUCGAGCGAGAAGACCUCCUUGGAUCGAGUAUGGCGGAUCGCAGCCUCGAGAGCCUCUCUCUGCCGCUGGAGGUGAGAGCCCGCCUGGCCGAGCUGGAGCUGGAAUUGUCGGAAGAUCUAACACAAGACCUUACUUUUCCUGGCCACCUCCUGAUGAUGACACAGCCGGCUUUUUCUUGUGACAUCACGCAGAAGGGCUAUGAAAAGAAGAGAUCAAAAUUAAUUGGGGCCUACUUGCCACAACCUCCAGCGGCGAAUGGAGCUGCUGCGGUACGGUGUAGACUGCAGCACAGUGAAGGGGCCGCGAGAAGGACGCUCCGCACUAGCAACAUUGGGGUCUGUGACAUCCGGGAAGCAGCAGCUAGAGAGCGCUCAGCACCACACAGCACAGCGGCAAACCGGCCUCUGUUUUACUUUCGUUUUGGAGUGGAUCAAGCACUGCCACAAGAACGCCGAACCCCUGUUACUCCUUCCUCCUCCUCUCGAUACCACCGCCGCAGGUCUUCAGGGUCGCGUGAUGAGCGCUAUCGGUCAGAUGUUCAUACAGAAGCCGUCCAGGCAGCUCUUGCGAAACAUAAAGAAAGGAAGAUGGCAGUGCCUAUGCCAUCCAAGCGACGUUCAUUGGUGGUGCAAACGUCGAUGGAUGCCUACACACCUCCAGAUACCUCGUCUGGUUCAGAAGAUGAAGGCUCUGUACAGGGCGAUUCACAGGGAACUCCAACCUCAAGCCAAGGGAGUAUAAAUAUGGAACACUGGAUCAGCCAGGCCAUCCAUGGCUCUACCACAUCUACAACUUCCUCAUCUUCGACGCAAAGUGGUGGCAGUGGUGCCGCGCAUAGGCUAGCUGAUGUAAUGGCGCAAACGCAUAUAGAAAAUCAUUCCGCGCCUCCAGAUGUUACCACGUACACCUCAGAACACUCAAUACAAGUAGAAAGACCACAAGGUUCAACAUCAAGGGUGGCGCCAAAAUAUGGAAAUGCUGAACUUAUGGAAACUGGUGACGGAGUUCCAGUAAGCAGCAGAGUGUCGGCAAAAAUUCAGCAGCUGGUCAACACCCUAAAGCGACCGAAACGGCCACCAUUACGGGAGUUCUUUGUAGAUGAUUUUGAAGAAUUAUUAGAAGUUCAACAGCCAGACCCAAACCAACCAAAGCCGGAGGGAGCUCAGAUGUUGGCGAUGCGUGGGGAACAGCUGGGCGUGGUCACAAAUUGGCCUCCGUCUCUCGAGGCAGCCUUGCAACGAUGGGGGACAAUUUCUCCGAAAGCUCCUUGCUUAACCACUAUGGACACCAAUGGAAAACCACUAUAUAUUCUCACUUACGGCAAACUUUGGACCCGUAGUAUGAAAGUCGCUUACAACAUACUGCAUAAAUUGGGCACAAAGCAAGAACCGAUGGUACGGCCAGGAGACAGAGUAGCGCUAGUAUUUCCCAACAAUGACCCUGCUGCUUUCAUGGUAGCAUUUUAUGGCUGCCUGCUUGCAGAAGUUGUUCCUGUUCCUAUUGAAGUGCCACUUACCAGGAAGGGGACUCCUCCUUCUGUCUGGAUUUUCAUAGAAGCCAAACCAAAUGAGAGCUCAUUUCUGAAGACUUUUCUUGCAAAAGAUGCAGGAAGCCAACAGAUAGGCUUCUUGCUCGGAAGCUGUGGGGUUACUGUGGCCUUGACUAGCGAUGCGUGCCAUAAAGGACUGCCUAAAAGCCCUACUGGGGAAAUACCACAGUUUAAAGGCUGGCCAAAGCUGCUGUGGUUUGUCACGGAAUCAAAACACCUUUCGAAACCUCCUCGAGACUGGUUCCCACAUAUCAAAGAUGCAAACAAUGACACAGCUUACAUUGAGUACAAAACGUGUAAAGAUGGAAGUGUUCUUGGGGUGACUGUGACGAGAAUUGCACUACUGACCCACUGUCAAGCUCUUACACAGGCCUGUGGAUACACAGAAGCUGAAACAAUUGUGAACGUAUUAGAUUUCAAGAAAGAUGUAGGCUUAUGGCAUGGGAUUCUUACGAGUGUUAUGAACAUGAUGCAUGUCAUAAGCAUCCCGUAUUCCUUAAUGAAAGUUAACCCACUGUCAUGGAUACAGAAAGUCUGCCAGUACAAAGCAAAAGUUGCUUGCGUAAAAUCCAGGGAUAUGCACUGGGCAUUAGUGGCACAUAGAGAUCAACGGGAUAUCAACCUCUCCUCACUCCGGAUGCUAAUAGUUGCUGAUGGCGCCAAUCCAUGGUCUAUAUCUUCUUGUGAUGCGUUUCUUAAUGUCUUCCAAAGCAAAGGCCUAAGACAAGAAGUCAUCUGUCCUUGUGCUAGUUCACCAGAGGCGCUCACAGUGGCUAUUAGAAGGCCAACAGAUGAUAGCAAUCAACCGCCAGGCCGAGGGGUCCUAUCCAUGCACGGUCUUACCUACGGUGUCAUUAGAGUGGAUUCUGAAGAAAAGCUUUCUGUUCUAACUGUGCAGGAUGUUGGCUUGGUCAUGCCUGGAGCCAUAAUGUGUGCCGUAAAGCCGGAUGGGGUUCCUCAACUCUGUCGAACAGAUGAAGUAGGUGAACUCUGCGUUUGCGCUAUUGCAACAGGUACAUCUUAUUAUGGACUCUCUGGGAUGACCAAAAACACGUUUGAGGUGUUCCCUAUGACCAGUUCAGGUGCACCAAUAAGUGAAUACCCUUUUAUAAGAACCGGGCUCCUUGGCUUUAUUGGCCCUGGUGGACUCGUUUUUGUUGUUGGCAAAAUGGAUGGUCUGAUGGUCGUCAGCGGACGAAGGCACAACGCGGAUGACAUUGUAGCCACAGCGUUGGCGGUGGAACCAAUGAAGUUUGUCUACAGGGGAAGAAUAGCAGUGUUUUCGGUGAGCGUCCUGCAUGACGAGAGGAUAGUCAUCGUUGCUGAACAGCGGCCGGAUUCUACGGAGGAAGACAGCUUUCAGUGGAUGAGCAGAGUGCUGCAGGCUAUAGACAGUAUUCAUCAAGUGGGGGUUUACUGCCUAGCCCUGGUACCAGCAAACACACUCCCAAAGACUCCUCUAGGUGGAAUCCAUUUAUCAGAAACAAAACAGCUUUUCCUUGAAGGUGCACUCCAUCCCUGCAAUGUGUUGAUGUGUCCACACACCUGUGUAACAAACCUGCCUAAACCAAGACAAAAACAGCCAGAAAUUGGCCCUGCCUCUGUGAUGGUGGGGAAUCUGGUCUCUGGAAAAAGAAUUGCUCAGGCAAGCGGCAGAGAUUUGGGGCAAAUAGAAGAUAACGAUCAAGCCAGAAAGUUCCUAUUUCUCUCGGAAGUCUUACAAUGGAGGGCGCAAACAACUCCAGACCAUGUGCUUUACACACUACUAAAUUGUAGGGGCACAAUAGCAAACUCUCUAACGUGUGUUCAGCUACAUAAACGAGCUGAAAAGAUUGCAGUUAUGUUGGUGGAACGGGGACAUCUACAAGAUGGUGACCAUGUUGCUUUGGUCUACCCACCAGGGAUAGAUCUGAUUGCUGCAUUUUACGGGUGCUUAUACGCGGGCUGCGUGCCAAUAACCGUUCGACCUCCACAUCCACAGAACAUUGCAACAACGUUGCCUACAGUGAAGAUGAUUGUGGAGGUGAGUCGCUCUGCCUGUUUAAUGACGACACAAUUAAUAUGUAAAUUGUUACGGUCACGAGAGGCGGCGGCGGCGGUGGAUGUCCGAACAUGGCCUCCUAUAUUAGACACAGAUGAUUUGCCAAAGAAGCGGCCUCCUCAGAUCUACAAACCGUCUAACCCUGACAUGCUGGCUUAUCUCGAUUUCAGUGUAUCCACGACUGGAAUGCUAGCCGGGGUGAAGAUGUCUCACGCAGCCACUAGUGCCUUCUGUCGUUCUAUUAAGCUGCAGUGUGAGCUUUAUCCUUCUAGAGAAGUUGCUAUCUGUCUGGACCCUUACUGUGGACUUGGUUUUGUCCUUUGGUGCCUCUGUAGCGUUUAUUCGGGACACCAGUCUAUUUUGAUUCCUCCCUCAGAACUGGAGACCACGCCCGCUCUCUGGCUUCUGGCUGUGAGUCAGUACAAAGUGAGAGACACUUUUUGCUCUUACUCGGUAAUGGAGCUUUGUACGAAGGGGCUCGGUUCGCAAACAGAAUCUCUGAAGGCGAGGGGGCUGGACCUCUCAAGAGUACGGACGUGUGUGGUCGUGGCAGAAGAACGGCCCCGCAUAGCUCUGACACAGUCUUUUUCAAAGCUUUUUAAAGAUCUGGGCCUACACCCCAGGGCUGUCAGUACGUCAUUCGGCUGCAGAGUUAACCUGGCUAUAUGUCUGCAGGGAACAUCUGGGCCAGAUCCAACCACUGUGUAUGUUGAUAUGAGGGCCCUCAGACAUGACAGAGUCCGCUUAGUAGAAAGAGGAUCCCCUCAUAGUUUGCCCCUCAUGGAAUCAGGAAAGAUCCUCCCUGGCGUUCGUAUCAUUAUUGCAAAUCCAGAAACGAAGGGGCCCCUGGGAGAUUCUCACCUUGGAGAGAUAUGGGUUCAUAGCGCACACAAUGCCAGUGGCUACUUCACUAUCUAUGGUGACGAAUCCUUACAGUCGGAUCAUUUUAACUCAAGACUUAGCUUUGGAGACACGCAAACCAUCUGGGCGCGGACCGGCUACCUGGGAUUCCUGAGAAGAACAGAACUUACCGAUGCCAAUGGGGAGCGACAUGAUGCACUUUAUGUGGUAGGUGCGCUAGAUGAAGCCAUGGAAUUGAGAGGAAUGAGGUACCACCCCAUAGACAUUGAGACGUCUGUAAUUAGAGCACACAAAAGCAUUACGGAAUGUGCGGUGUUUACUUGGACAAAUUUGUUGGUCGUCGUUGUUGAGCUGGAUGGAUCAGAGCAAGAAGCCUUAGACCUGGUUCCUUUGGUCACCAAUGUGGUCCUGGAGGAACAUUACCUGAUUGUAGGGGUGGUGGUGGUGGUGGACGUUGGUGUAAUCCCUAUCAACUCCCGUGGAGAGAAACAACGUAUGCACCUACGAGAUGGAUUUUUGGCAGACCAACUAGAUCCCAUCUAUGUGGCCUACAACAUGUAGUCUUGUAUCUCUAAGGCUUCCAUGGACUUUACUCUAGAUGUAUAAAACUUUUUUUUUUGACGUUCACAAAACGAUGUGCUGAUAAGAAAGUGACGCUCUUCAGAUUGGAACUGUUUCUAUUGGGACUUACUGAGGCGCUCAUUAUUGGCAGGACAUAAAAUGUGAAAUGUGUUUCUUUUACCACUACAUUUUAGCACAGAAGGACUUUGGGGUACUGCCUUCAGUUUGUUGGAAAGACCAUUAUUAGACUUUUUAAAAAAAGAUUAUUUUUUGCUUAUUGGGAUGAUACCGCUUUCUAAGUAAUAUGGCUUUGUAUUUUAUGUUAAACUGAAGUAGCUAAUUUUUUUUUAAUCUGCCCUCCAAGUGGAUAUUUUUGAACAGCUCAUAAUGUGACUGAAUUGUUUUUUGGUUUGCUUGUUUUUAAAUGUCCAUAAAAAAUCUUUUCCGAUA
This is a messenger RNA of Elgaria multicarinata webbii, 5470 nucleotides long. RefSeq names its product disco interacting protein 2 homolog C (gene DIP2C). The transcript has 40 exons. The record is from RefSeq and is a predicted model, not a curated record. Lineage: Eukaryota; Metazoa; Chordata; Lepidosauria; Squamata; Anguidae. Bases 38 to 5020 code for a protein of 1660 amino acids.